CGUAGCGACAAAGAACCCAGUCUUUAGUUACGAAACUAUUCAACACAUAUCCGAAAUAUGGCAUUCAAGUUUGUAUUCGCACUCGCUUUCGUCGCUGUUGCCAGCGCUGGAUACGCACCCAUUGCGCCGGUUUACCACGCAGCACCAGCCUCUGUUGCAUACCAUGCCGCACCUGUUGCCGUCGCUCAAAAGGUUGUGGUCAAAUCGGAGGAAUACGAUCCUCAUCCACAAUACAAAUUCUCGUAUGGCGUUGACGACAAACUGACUGGUGAUUCCAAGAGCCAAGUGGAGGAACGUGAUGGUGAUGUAGUUCGUGGUGAAUACUCGCUCAUCGAUGCUGAUGGAUACAAACGUACCGUCCAAUAUACUUCGGAUUCAGUGAAUGGUUUCAAUGCUGUCGUAAAUCGUGAACCACUUGUGAAGGCUGUUGCUGUCGCUCCAGUUGUAAAAACUGUGGCCCCAGUUGCUCACUAUGCCGCUCCAGUUGCUCACUACGCCGCUCCAGUUGUUCACCAUGCCGCUCCAGCUGUGGUGAAGACUGUUGCCCCAGUUGCUCACUAUGCCGCUCCUGUAGCUCACUACAGUGCUCCAGUUGCUCAUUACUCUGCUCCAGCCGCACAUUACACAUCGUAUGCCGCACCAGCCGUAUUAAAGUACCACCAUUAAAAACUAGAAC
Anastrepha obliqua is the source of this 676-nucleotide messenger RNA. RefSeq names its product larval cuticle protein A2B-like. The transcript is spliced from 2 exons. Bases 58 to 666 code for a protein of 202 amino acids. The record is from RefSeq and is a predicted model, not a curated record. Gene Ontology annotation, cellular component: extracellular matrix. NCBI's taxonomy places the organism in Eukaryota, Metazoa, Arthropoda, Insecta, Diptera, Tephritidae.